CUCGUUGACUCGACCUACUUCCGCUACCGUCCCGUUGCGAUUUCGAACGCAAAGGUGUCUGGCGGUUGUCUAUUUUAUUGUGAUUUCACUGAUAACCUGAACGUGUCAGUAUAACGUAGAUACUUAAAAUGACUUAAACCCUUAUUCUUAUUAGUCCAACUCGAUAUAUUAUCAGUCAAUUUGUAUUUAUCCUCGUAUCGGGAUUGAUUUCUUGAGAGUUUUGAGGUUAGGACGUCUGCAACAUUAGUAAACAAUGUGGGUGUUGUGCCAAUCAGUUUUGACUCAGUCUAAGUUUAGUUUGCGCUUGGGUUCAUGUCAAACAUUACAAUUGAGCUUGAGGACCUUGGCUCAAAAUCUUAAUAACAUUCAAGAUGAAAUUCAAACCAAGACUUCUCAGAAUCCAACCAAAGUUAUUAAAGUGGCUCUGAUUGGACGUCCAAAUGCUGGUAAAAGUACCCUGAUCAAUCAAAUAGUCGGCCGAACUGUUAGUCCUGUGUCUAUGAAAACGCAUACUACAAGGGCAAAAGUCAAAGCCUUCACCAAUGUUGAAGACACUCAAAUCGUAUUUUUUGAUACGCCUGGACUAGUAUCUCCUGAUGAAGUGAAGAAGCUGAAGUUUGAGUCUGAAUUUUUGAGAAGUGCUGAGGGAGCUAUCCAGGAAGCUGAUGUUCUUGGAGUUCUUCACGACGUAUCGGGAUAUAAAUCAGAUAUGCUGGAUCCUUCUGUCAUCCGUCACCUUCUUUUAUAUCAAAGAAAGAAAACUUUUCUAUUAUUGAACAAGGUUGAUGCUAUCAAGAGAAAAGGUUCCCUUCUAGGUCUGGUACGAAGUUUGACAAAAUCUCCAAAAUCUCCUAUACCAGCAAAGGCAAAUUUGACUGAGCAACAGGUUGCAGCUCUAUCAGUAAAUCUUUCUUCCUGGCCUCAUUUUUGUGAAGUUUUUAUGGUGUCAGCUCUGGAAGGGAAUGGAGUUGGAGACGUAAAGGAGUAUCUUCUCCAUGAAGCUCAGCCAGGCGAGUGGUUAUUUACUGAUAAGAAACUACGCAAUCAACAUAGAUUAGCUGUGGACUUUGUGAAAGCAGCAUGUCUAGAUUAUUUGCCUGAUGAAGUGCCCUACAAACUUCAAUUUAAAUUAAGUUAUUUUGAGGACUACGAAGAUUCAUGUGCUGUUGAAGUGAGGAUUGUGCCGGCAAACAAACGGCAUGCACGAAUGAUCAUGGACAGAGUACGGCCAAUUGCACAAUAUGCAGAAGCUAAUCUUGGUAGUGCUCUGGAGAAGGAGUGCAGAUUACGACUGGAUAUUCAGCAAGAAGAGAUAUUUUAAAUAAAGCUAAAAAUUGUAACAUCAAAACAAUAUUUCAAGCUGUUUUUAUUCAAAAAAUAAAUACCACGUACCACU
Molecule: messenger RNA, 1396 nt
Organism: Thrips palmi
Lineage: Eukaryota; Metazoa; Arthropoda; Insecta; Thysanoptera; Thripidae
Product: GTPase Era, mitochondrial
Exons: 6
Coding region: 254-1321 (355 amino acids)
Biological process (GO): ribosomal small subunit assembly
Cellular component (GO): mitochondrial matrix
Molecular function (GO): rRNA binding; ribosomal small subunit binding; GTP binding
Source: RefSeq, a predicted model, not a curated record